CAAUCGGUAUAUCCCCAAAACCAACCUGACUCCUUGAAUCAGAAUAGAGUAGAUUAUGCUAGACAGUAUCAAAACUAUCAGAAUAGUAACGAAAGACUUCCACCCACUCAGACCAUUCCAACUCCGGCACCAGGACAUUCCAAAGGUAGCAACAUCGUUAGUUUCCCGCGUAGUCGCCGUUCAACUGACGUAACCGUUCCGGAUCAGUUGGAACCGGAGGAACCGGUUGCAGAAAGCGAAGCCGAGAAGACGCUAACUGAACAGGUCGGGGUACAAGAAAAGUCAUUUACAGCUGAUAAGAGACAAGCUUACUAUGGACCACGGCCACAGCAGUGUCCUCAACGAAGUGUUUGCUGUCGUCGACCAGCUUACCGCCAACCACCUACCCAUGGUAAUCUAGGUCAGUGUGGAAUUCGGAAUGCCCAGGGUAUUAACGGUCGCAUUAAGAAUCCGGUGUACGUCGAUGGAGACAGUGAGUUCGGUGAAUAUCCGUGGCAGGUAGCUAUCCUGAAGAAAGAUCCAAAGGAAUCUGUGUAUGUCUGCGGAGGUACACUGAUCGAUAACCAGUUCAUCAUAACUGCCGCUCACUGUGUCAAGACAUAUAGCGGUUUCGAUCUCCGUGUUCGUCUAGGCGAAUGGGACGUCAAUCAUGAUGUGGAAUUUUACCCGUACAUAGAACGUGAUGUUAUAUCGGUCCAAGUCCAUCCGGAAUAUUACGCUGGUACGCUUGAUAACGAUCUGGCUGUUCUGAAAAUGGAUUCUCCAGUAGACUUCUCCAACACACCGCACAUUUCGCCUGCCUGUUUGCCCGACCGGUACACAGAUUUCUCUGGUCAGCGUUGUUGGACCACCGGAUGGGGUAAGGAUGCCUUUGGAGACUAUGGAAAGUAUCAAAACAUUCUUAAGGAAGUCGACGUACCGAUUGUAAAUGAUAACCAGUGUCAAAACCAACUGCGCCAAACACGUCUCGGUUAUCAGUAUAAACUUCAUCCCGGAUUCAUCUGUGCCGGUGGAGAGGAGGGUAAGGAUGCAUGUAAGGGUGACGGUGGAGGUCCCCUCGUAUGUGAACGCAACGGUAGCUGGCAAGUAGUCGGUGUUGUUUCCUGGGGAAUUGGAUGUGGUAAGGCAAACGUACCCGGAGUGUACGUCAAAGUUGCUCACUACCUAGACUGGUUACAGCAAGUUCGCGGAAGGUACUGAACUCUUGCACGUGCGAAUAUUAUUUAUUGACGGCUCAUAUUAUUUGUGUAAAACGGAAGCAAGCGAGAACUUUACCAGUGAUACUCACCACGAUACUGUGUUUGUAUAUGUAAAAAUAAUUGGAAAACACUUCAGCACAAGCGAAAACGAAUGUAGUGAGAAUAGUACGAAUUGAUUGAAACGAACGAUUGCUGGAGUUAAAGUGUACGAUGCUAUGUGACAGCAUUUCUAAAUAUAUGGCUCUUUUGUAUGUAGUUUUUAUGUAUCAAUGUAGAAUUAAUAAGCUACGAAUAAAUUAUUCUAUUUAUUCUUAACAA
Molecule: messenger RNA, 1517 nt
Organism: Malaya genurostris
Lineage: Eukaryota; Metazoa; Arthropoda; Insecta; Diptera; Culicidae
Product: phenoloxidase-activating factor 2-like
Exons: 3
Biological process (GO): proteolysis
Molecular function (GO): serine-type endopeptidase activity
Source: RefSeq, a predicted model, not a curated record